This is a messenger RNA of Maylandia zebra (zebra mbuna), 1161 nucleotides long. It is a transcript of the gene fundc1, whose product is annotated as FUN14 domain containing 1. NCBI's taxonomy places the organism in Eukaryota, Metazoa, Chordata, Actinopteri, Cichliformes, Cichlidae. Gene Ontology annotation, cellular component: mitochondrial outer membrane. Gene Ontology annotation, biological process: autophagy of mitochondrion. The record is from RefSeq and is a predicted model, not a curated record.
CAAAUGACGCCGGACGUGAAAGCAGCUGAGGACAGACCAGUGCACUCCAAAAUGGCGAAUAGCAAGGUGGAAGAUGAGAUUUACGACAAGGUCGUGGAUCUGACAGAAUACGCUAAACGUCAGCGAUGGUGGAACCGCCUUUUCGGAAAGAAUUCCGGCCCCAUAGCUGAAAAAUACUCUGUGGCCACACAGAUUGCAAUAGGUGGAGUGAGUGGAUGGUGUGCAGGUUACCUCUUCCAGAAGGUUGGAAAAGUUGCUGCUACCGCAGUGGGGGGAGGUCUUCUGCUUUUACAGGUAGCUAACAACAGUGGCUAUAUCCAAGUGGACUGGAAGCGAGUAGAGAAGGAUGUCAACAAAGCUAAGAAGCAGUUAAAGAAGGGAACAGAUCAGGCAGUCCCUGAGCUCAACACAUUUGUUGAGAAGUCCAGAGAGUUUGUGAAGAAAAACAUUGUCGUCACAAGUGGCUUCAUCGGAGGAUUCCUGCUCGGCCUGGCAUCUUAGGACCUACCGAAUGAGAAGAGUUAUUGGGGUUUUUUUGUGUUAUGUUUCUGAUGUUAUAAAAAGCUAUAGGGGAUAAUUAUAAGUCUUUGCUGAAAAGUUCUCAAGUGUUUUAACAGCAAGUGACCAACAGAUACCAGUUUAGCUUGGAGCUCUGUGUUUUUACUUAAGCUGCAUUGCAAACCCCUCUGUUUAUAACACCAUACUUGUUGAUAUAGACAUGGGACUUAUUUAUUAGCCCAGAAUGGCCAUCUUGAAACACUCCAGUUUUAACGCCAAAUAAUAAUACAUAUCAUGUAAAUUAAAUCAAAAAAGGAAACCCAGCAGAAUGUUUCUGUUAUUAUGUAUUUAUUAAAAAAACGGGACAGUAUUCCAGAAGGAAAGAUUUCCCAUUGUGGUUGUGCACAGUUGGGGCAAAUAGAUUUCAGUUCACCUACACCUGGCAGGGGAUGCAUGUCUUUAGGGUAUUCCAUCAGUGCCACUGUUAAUUUUUAUAUUUUGGUUUAACACAUUAUAAUCAAUCAUCUUCAAAGUAAAAACUGGGUUACACCAGUCUUUGCGGUCUCUGUUUUUUAUGGUCUAUUAUGUUUAGCAUCGCUUUGGGUACUGAAGGCUGUGGUCUGACUAUUAUGUAAGUAAAUAAAAAUAAAGAAAUAUGUUUAA